AUGGAAGAUCGCCCAACUGGUUUUAGAUUCUACCCAACAGAAGACGAAUUGGUUUCGUUUUAUCUGCAUAACAAGCUAGAAGGAAGGAGACAAGAUCUCGAUCGGGUUAUACCUGUUGUCGAUAUCUACGACUACAACCCAUGGGACCUCCCACGAGAAUUUUGUCAAGGAGACACAGAGCAGUGGUUCUUCUUCUUCCCUAGACAAGAGAAAGAGAACCGCGGAGGAAGACCUAAUCGCCUCACGGCUUCCGGAUAUUGGAAAGCUACUGGAUCUCCGGGGUCUGUUUUCUCCCAUCAUAACCGAAUAAUCGGAAUGAAGAAAACAAUGGCUUUCUACACAGGAAGAGCUCCAAGUGGAAGGAAGACUGAAUGGAAGAUGAAUGAGUAUAAAAUCAUUGAAGGAGAAGCAUCUUCAUCAACUAGUAAAACUCCUAAGGUGUUUGAUAGACGGCCCUCGGGAGUGACGAGAAUUGAAGUAACAGGUCACGAACUUCAUCGUGGCAAUGAGGCAACAACAUCAUCACUUCAAAACCAACCAAUGAGGGAGAGAACAAGCUCACCGGAUAGCUCAUCUUCAGGAGACCAUGCCAAUCCAUCACAAAAUAUCGAAAAAGAUAGUUCGGAUGUGCCUGCUGAUAAUGACACUUUUUGGGACUUGGAACCGCUCAAUUGGUUUGACUGA
Ilex paraguariensis (yerba mate) is the source of this 684-nucleotide messenger RNA. Lineage: Eukaryota; Viridiplantae; Streptophyta; Magnoliopsida; Aquifoliales; Aquifoliaceae. The record is from the annotation of a GenBank genome assembly.